AAUGCACCUGUCCCGUGCGUUUCUUCGCAGCGGUGAUGCUGAUGGAGUGUUUUCGCUCGCGGUGUUGGAGAUGUGAUGGGUCUUUUGGAGUCCCGCUCUGAUCGUCAUGUUUCCCGGGGUCCUAUACGCGCUGCUGGCGGGUUUUCUCGGCGCGGUCGCGUCCUCCUCCGCCAAACUGUCUCUCGGCACCGAUUAUCUGAAGGGCGUGUGUGAGACGGGACUGCGGACGUGGGGCGAGCAGAGGAAAUUCACGCAGCAGAACGACACAAGCGCGUGCGACUGGUUGCACAUCCCUCUCAGACUGCUGUGUGGAGGUCUGCUGUUCACCUGUAAUGCUGUGAUGUGGACGUUCCUGGCCAAAGCUCUCCGCAGCUCCUGUUCGUCCACCCGCACCACUGUGACCACCACCGCCUCCAACUUCAUCUCCUCGGCGUUUCUGGGGCAGCUAAUAUUCGGGGAGACGCACGUGGCUCUGUGGUGGGUGGGCAUCUCUCUCACUCUUUCCGGUCUUCUGGUGCUUCAUCACACGUCGCCCAACCUCACCCAAUCACACGACAGCAAGAGAGAAUGAUGCUGCGCGGCCGGUGCAAAAGCGUUAAAAUGCAUGCGAAACGACACUGCUGCAUUAUUAGAUGAGUUCAGAGUGUUUUAUAAACAUAUCAGAAAAACACUAAAAUCAUUACUAUUCGAACUGUAUGUGGGUCCAACUUCUCUAAGACACGCAAACCUCAUACAGUCUUACUGAGAUUUUAUUUUUGUUUGCUUCACUGCACCAGUGUUGCUUGAAAUAUGAGGUUAAACAUGAAAACUGACAAUUUGAAAUGGUCUUGCGGCCGUAAAUCUACUGUCAUGCCAAAGAUCCAUUUAAAUAUUUUAAAUAUAUGAAAUAUAAACAUUUAUUUAUAUUUGCUAAUACUUAUUAUUAAAAUAUUAAAUGUUAAAGAUCUAUACAAAUAUUAAAAACAACCGGUGCAUUAGUCUACAUCACUGUUAAGGUGGUGGGUGAAUCUCAAAACAUGCCUGGGUCACAUUUCACCUCAAAAUCAGAAAAAAAUAAAUUAAAUUUAAAAAAAUGUAAUUAAUAAGAAUAAAAAGGAAUAGAUUUAAAAAAUGAAAAUUAUGCAGGAAAAGUCACAUCAGUGACACAAUGGCAGCAUUUUCACCUUUGGGUGAAAUAAUGCUAAAUCUAUUUUCUUUUUCUUUUUCUGUUCAAAAUAUUAGCUAGUUUCUUGAAAAAACCCAUUGAUUUUAUUCAUUUUUCCUCUUUGCUCUAAAAUGUAAAAGUUGCCAGUUGAUUUGUCAACAGUGUUAUUUUAGUAGCAUGUAUAUAUUAUUAUAUUUUUGGUUAAUAUUUUGAAUUAGAUUUAUUUGUAUAUUUUUUACUGUUUCCAUAGGUAAAUUUAGUUUAAUUUUAGUUUUUUGUUUUUUUUUUUUUAAUUUUUUUUUUUUAAAGUUUAAAGUUUAAAUAUACCUGUAUAGAGUUCUGGUUUAUUUAGUUUUUAAUUAUUUUUUAUUUAUAUUUUUUAUUUAUUUAUUUAUUUAUUUUAAUUU
This is a messenger RNA of Labeo rohita (rohu), 1551 nucleotides long. RefSeq names its product transmembrane protein 42. NCBI's taxonomy places the organism in Eukaryota, Metazoa, Chordata, Actinopteri, Cypriniformes, Cyprinidae. The coding region runs from base 107 to 571 and encodes 154 amino acids. The transcript is spliced from 3 exons. The record is from RefSeq and is a predicted model, not a curated record.